CAAAAGCAGCUGGCAGCGGUUUUGCUCAGGUCAAGUCGUACAUGAAUGGACUACGAGUUCCUUUCAAUCAGCAUUUCAAGGUUUUCGUCGUCAGAGUGGUUGGACUGGCGUUUGGAAUAGCUGCUGGUUUAGCAAUUGGACAGGAAGGCCCCAUGAUCCAUGUCGGGGCUUCAAUCGGUGCCGGAGUGGGAUACGGAAGACACAGUUUCUUGUACGAAAAACUGAAAGUUCAAAUGCCCGGUACGAGACUUUUGCGGUACGACAAGGACAGAAGGUUCUUCACUUCAAUGGGUGCAGCUGCUGGACUCGCCUGUGCUUUCGGCUCACCCUUAGGUGGGCUUUUGUUCAUGAUGGAAGAAGGAGCGAACUUUUGGAAAUUUUCCCUCACGUUCAAGGCCUUCAGCUGUUGCGUCCUGACAGUGCUCUUCUACAAUGUCAUCAUGACUCGCUACGAGAUGUCGGAUUCGAAAAGUUUGCACGUCAUCGGGAUCUUGAACCUGGGCACAUUUCCGGGGAUCCAUUUCUCUUUCGUAGACAUACUAGUUUGUAUCGUGCUCGGUGCACUCGGCGGGGUUAUCGGG
Molecule: messenger RNA, 581 nt
Organism: Notodromas monacha
Lineage: Eukaryota; Metazoa; Arthropoda; Ostracoda; Podocopida; Cyprididae
Source: the annotation of a GenBank genome assembly